GUAUUCAUGCAUGCAAUUGGCUCGCCCUUGAGAGCAGCUGAAACGUCAGCGCACUGCUGAGUUUGCACGCACUCGUCAAAUGGCCAGACUCAUGGGCAAUUAACAUUGUUAAAUCGUUUCAGCAAUGAUGGAACGCUUGAUGCACCGCGCAGCACAGCCACGCCCAAAGGCUGUGGGCAUUCUGGCGCUGGAGCUGUAUUUCCCGUCCCAAAAGGUCCUCAUGACCGACAUGGAGGCGGCAGACGGUUGCCCGGGCAAAUACACCGUAGGGCUGGGCCAGGAGGCUAUGGCGUUCUGCAGCGACCGCGAGGACGCGGUGUCUCAGGCGCUCACGGCGGCGGCCGCGCUGAUGGACAAGUACGGCGUGGGCCCCUGGGAGAUCGGACACCUGCAGGUGGCCACGGAGUCAGGAUUGGACCGGAGCAAGAGCAUCAAGUCGCACCUCAUGGCACUCUUCAGCCCCGCGGCGCCCGCGGCCUCCACAGCCCCUGCGGCCCCCGCGGCGCCCCAACCUCCGCCGCCACAGCCCUCAGCGCAGCCGGCUUCCUGCCAAACCAACGCACCAACCCCCACAAACCCUACAUCCCCAGCCUCAGCCUCGCCAGCCACAGGAGCAGCAGCAACGCCAUCAAGUACAGGCGCGGCCGCCAGACCGCCGCCCACCUCCUGGGGUCCGCCGGCUGAGGGCGCGGACGUCGUGCACGCCUGCUUUGGCGGCACUGCGGCGCUGCUGGCGGCGGCGGCGUGGGUGGAGAGCAGCCGCUGGGACGGGCGGCUGGCAAUGGUGGUGUGUGCUGACGUGGCGCUGUAUGCGCCCGGCAGCGCGGCACGGGCCACAGGCGGCUGCGGCGCCGCUGCCAUGCUGGUGGGUCCGGACGCGCCGCUGGUGUUGGAUCCGCUGUGGUACGGCACACACGGCCAGCAUGCGUACGACUUCUACAAGCCCUUGGGCUCACUGCCGUACCCCACCGUGGACGGGGCGCUGACGCUGUCUCAGUACCUGGGAUCUGUGGGCCACUGCGCAGUGCAGCUGGCACAGCGGCUGCAGGCGGCGGGAGAGCUGCAGCCGGGGGAAGGCCUGCUGCCGCACGUGUGUGCCUUUGUGGGCCACGCGCCCCUCAACAAGCUCCUGCGCAAGGGCCUGGGCCGCCUGGCGCUCAUGGACGAGCUCAGGAGGCGCGAGGCUGUAGCUGCAGCUGCGGCGGCCGCGGCAGUAGCGGGCACGGCAGCGGCAGUAGCAGGACAGGCGGUGGGGGCGGCGGCGGGAGCUGCCAAGGACACACGGCUUCUGACGCCGGCGGGGCCUCAGCGGCAGGAAGCGGCGGAGGCGGAGGUGAAGGCAGAGGAGGGAGGGGAAAGUCGGGAAGGGGCAGCGCUGGAGGGGGGUGCAGCUGGUGAAUGGGCGCAGGAGUGGGUGCAGGAGCAGCACCAGGGCCAUCCAAGCCACAGCCACGCCCUAGCGCCACACCUGGUCCCGAGGCUGGAGCUCGACCUCGGAGGGCUGGAUGAGUUCCUGCCGCGGCCGUCAGCGGGCACGACGACAGUGCCAAUGGCAGCGGGCAGCGGUGGCGGUUGCUCGGUUGGCCCGGCUGCGGCCGCGGCUGCUGCUGCGGCUGCGGCUGCAGAGUGGCGCCUGUCGGACAAGUCGCUGGAGGGGGCGCUGGUGGAGGGGACUGCGGCGCUGUGGCAGGAGCUGGGGGAGGACGCGGCAUGGCUGCAGCGGCAGCUGGGCAACUCCUACACAGCCAGCGUGUGGCAGGGCCUUGCCAGCCUGGUCUGGCGGCGCGGUGACGCGGGCCUAGCCGGCCGCCGCCUGCUGCUGUUCUCAUUCGGAUCCGGCACGCUGGCCGCACUGCUGGGCUUCGUGGCGCGUGGCUGCAGCGCUGGCAGUAGCAGCAGCAAUGGGAGCAGCAGUAGCGCUGCCGCUAGCAACGUAAAGGACGGGAGCAGCGGCUGCCACGGAAAUGGUGAUGGCGCGAAGCAGCUGCCGGUGGCUGGCGGUGGUAAUGGUGACGGCCCAGCUUUCCUGGAUCCAGGCCCCCGCGACCCGCGCUUCACACUAGAAUCUAUCCAGCGGGUUCUGGACCUUGAUGCCCGGCUGGCGGCGCGCGUGGUACGGUCCGUGGCGGAUUUUAACGGUGUGGCGGCGCAGGUAGAGGCGUCGUACCGCUGCCCGCUGCCGUACACGCCGGUUGGUGAUCUGGCGGCGGUUGGGCGGGGCGUGUACUACCUGGCGGCUGUAGACGAGCUGGGGCGGCGGCGGUACGAACGCAAGUAGCGUAGCUGGAGACUAGCUGGGCGCUGUGGGGGUGUAGUAUGUAUCAUAGCAAAGAUGCUAGUACGUUAGUCAGGGUAUGGUAGUGUUCAGAGCGCAAGACUGAGUGUAAGCAAGUGUGGUUUUGUCGAGUUGGUGGUUCAGUGUGGUUCGCGAAUGGCGCGUGUGUUGUUGUGCGGCGGCUUCACUGGUUCGGGGGUGAGAUGACGAAGACUACGGAAGUGCUGCUUCAUGAAAGACGAACUGCGUACUGUAUCAUUGCUGUUCUGCUCUUACGGGCUGGCGGCGGGACGACAUCGCCACACACCGCCUACACGGACUUGCAUGCGCAAAAUUCACAAGUUUUGUUCCGUGUGUGUGGUGUCGCGUUUUGGGUUAAUACCUUGAUGGUGAUUCAUGGUCGUUGUUUGGUUGGUUGGCUCAGAUCGAUUAUCCACGGUAGGUCGUAGCUACCGCGUAAGUCCGCGUACCGUACCGUGUCGUGGUUGUUGGGUCACUGGCGACACCGGAGUGGUGAAUGACUCUGGUAUGGGACUCUGCAUGACAUAUCACCAUUACGAAUGCCGGGAACAUAAGAAUGCGGAUGUUACAGAGGGGACAGUCCCAGCACCCGAAG
Messenger RNA from Chlamydomonas reinhardtii, 2891 nucleotides. RefSeq lists its product as uncharacterized. The record is from RefSeq and is a predicted model, not a curated record. Gene Ontology annotation, molecular function: hydroxymethylglutaryl-CoA synthase activity. Gene Ontology annotation, biological process: acetyl-CoA metabolic process. The transcript has 8 exons. NCBI's taxonomy places the organism in Eukaryota, Viridiplantae, Chlorophyta, Chlorophyceae, Chlamydomonadales, Chlamydomonadaceae. The coding region runs from base 125 to 2278 and encodes 717 amino acids.